AAGCAAAGCAAAGAGAAGAAGAAUAAGGCAAUUGUUAAGAAUCCACGUCAACAUCAAUUGACACGAACUUCGCGUGGGGUGCGCAUUGCGCUCCCUACGGACUAUUAAUUAACCUUCUUCUUAAAAAUUCCGACAACCAAAGGGGCAGACACAGACACACAAAAACCGAAACCAAAAUUAAACCACGGGCUCAAAAUCGGUAGCCAUUCCUGUUUCUUUCCGUACAAGCGAAGACACUAGGAAACCCGCUGUCGUUUUGUUCCUGUACAACUAGCACUAACCAGGUCCAGGAGGCAGAGGGAGGGACCGACCGAGGGGCUUUUGCUUACGCGGACUCGGUUAUGUGCUGCCGUGGAUGGUGAUCGCGAAGAAGAAUCAUGGAAGACACCGAGAGUUUCUGUAACAGGCCCGCUGACUUUUUGCCCGCUCCGACCCGAAAGCAGAAGCUGAAAGUGAGCAUUUACAAUGAAGUCCUUGGUCGGCUCCAGGACUCCGAUGUCGGAGAGGCCAAGGUUCCUGGUUUCGAAGAUGAACUGUGGGCCCAUUUCAGUCGCCUCCCCACUAGAUAUGCGUUGGAUGUGAAUGUGGAGAGGGCACAAGAUGUUCUGAUGCAUAAGAGAUUACUGCAUAUGGCGCAUGACCCGGCCACUAGACCUGCAGUCCAAGUUCGUCUUGUGCAGGUUCGUUCUGCUUCCGGCUCAAAUUCAUCGAGGAAAGCGAAUGCUCAAUGUUCUGCUGCUGCCAGCAAAGAGAGUCAUCCACCGCCAGCUUUUGGUUUGUCACCAGACCUUCAACUUGCUCUUGAAGCUGAACAGUUACACGUUGACCAGGGCGAUAACUCUGUGUAUGCCAGUCAACUUUUUACAAGGUCGAUGCAUGAAAUUACUAUUUCCACGAAUGACAAGCCCAAACUCCUCAGUGAGUUGACAUCCUUAUUAUCUGACAUUGGAUUGAACAUUCAAGAAGCACAUGCUUAUUCCACAACAGAUGGCUACUCUUUGGAUGUCUUUGUUGUUGAUGGUUGGCCAUGUGAGGAAACUGAGAGGCUUAGGCAUGCACUGGCAAAACAAAUACCAUGGAAUGAGAAGAAUCCUUCAUUGGACUGUAACAUCAUUUCUCCUCCUCCGGAUCAAGAGACUGGAAUGGAGUUUAUUAAUGAUCAUGUAAGCACACUCAAUGAGGAAAAGGAUGUCUGGGAAAUUGAUGCAAGCAUGUUGAGAUAUGAGGAGAAAAUUGCAUCUGGAUCGAAUGGUGAUUUGUAUCAAGGUAGUUACUGUGGUCGAGAUGUGGCUAUUAAAGUUCUUAGCACUGAGCGCCUGAAUGAAACUAUGAAGGAGUUUACUCAAGAAGUCUAUAUUAUGAGAAAAGUUCGGCACAAGAAUGUCGUUCAAUUUAUUGGGGCAUGCACUAAACCUCCUAAGCUUUGCAUCAUUACUGAAUUUCUGUCUGGUGGAAGUAUGUAUGACUUUCUGCAUAAGCAAAGGGGUGUUUUAUCACUUCUGUCCUUGCUCAGAGUCGCAAUUGAUGUUUCCAGGGGAAUGAACUACUUGCACCAAAACAAUAUAAUCCAUAGGGACUUGAAAGCUGCUAAUCUUUUGAUGGACGGAACUGGAGUAGUGAAAGUAGCUGAUUUCGGCAUCGCUAGAGUACGGGCAGAGUCUGGUGUUAUGACUGCAGAAACUGGCACUUACCGUUGGAUGGCUCCCGAGGUUAUAGAACAUAGGCCAUACAAUCAUAAAGCUGAUGUUUUUAGCUUUGGGGUUGUUCUCUGGGAGCUGCUUACAGGGAAGCUUCCCUACGAGAACUUAACUCCGUUACAAGCAGCAGUUGGCGUAGUCCAGAAGGGUCUGAGGCCUACAAUUCCGAGCCACACGAAUCCAAUGCUGAUGGAACUGAUGGAGAGAUGCUGGCAGCAAGACCCAUCAUUGAGACCGGAAUUUUCAGAAAUUGUAAAUAUGUUGCAGCACUUGGCCAGGAAGGUUGCAAAGGGAAGUGAGGAUAGACGAAAGGGAAAAUCAGCUAAAGUAGUACCUACUUUCAAGCAAGGCGGUGAUGGUAGUGCCAAAUGAGGAGAAAUUCUUAGGCAGACGAGUGAUGUGACGCGGCUGAUCGUACCAAAGACUUGCGAGAGGAUUUUGUUUCUAAUACGUCUGUAAAUCAUCUCUUCACAAGUCAUUUCUUUCCCUCCGACUCUAUAUAUGCUCCGUUGGAAUUUGUUCUGUUAAUCUAAAGUAAAUGUUCAGACUCUUCGUGGGAAAACUGUCUCGUGCCUAUUUGAAGCCAUUCGUAGUGUUGAUAAGUUUGAAUUCA
Messenger RNA from Malus domestica (apple), 2310 nucleotides. RefSeq names its product serine/threonine-protein kinase STY46-like. The record is from RefSeq and is a predicted model, not a curated record. Lineage: Eukaryota; Viridiplantae; Streptophyta; Magnoliopsida; Rosales; Rosaceae. Gene Ontology annotation, biological process: signal transduction; protein phosphorylation. Gene Ontology annotation, molecular function: ATP binding; protein kinase activity. Gene Ontology annotation, cellular component: cytoplasm.